AUGGGUGAUAUUGUCACAGGCGCCGAGAAGACAGCUUCUCAUGAUGAGAAAGUUUCUGACCCCACACUCAACCACAUCGAAAACAGUCCUGCAGCUGUCAACGAAAUCAAGAACCCUCUUCAGAACUUCACCCCUGAGCAAACAACUCAGAAUGCCCGCGCUUUUGCUGAAGCCAACGGAAUGAGAGAGCAUGCCGACCUUUUCGCCCGUGGAGCUCUGGUUGCACGUGACCCUACGCGAUUUGAGAAGAUGCCGCAGCUGUCUGUGGAUGAGAUCAGCGCUCUCAAAUACGAGUUAGAGCACAAAUGGCAUGGCCCUUUCGUACUUUGGUACUCAAUCGCGCUAUGUGCCAUCGGUGCCGCUACGCAAGGUUGGGACCAAACAGGAAGCAAUGGAGCGAACUUGCGCGCAAACUAUGGAGCCUCCACAGUAAUGAUCGCUCAACAGAUGUGCGGCAUCAACAUUAUAUCAUUUUACAGCUCAUCAAUAUUUGAGCAGGUCGGCUACACCCCCACCCAAGCACUGUAUGCAUCUCUUGGCUACGGUGCUGUUCAGGUCGUGUCAACGAUACCAACACUUUUCCUCAUUGACACCAAGGGACGCCGGACUCUUACAUUAAGUAAAAUUGCCAAGCCACCAUCAAUCAUCGAAAGGGAAAGACUGGAUGCGAACGAAGCCUAA
Molecule: messenger RNA, 681 nt
Organism: Grosmannia clavigera kw1407
Lineage: Eukaryota; Fungi; Ascomycota; Sordariomycetes; Ophiostomatales; Ophiostomataceae
Product: sugar transporter
Exons: 5
Coding region: 1-681 (226 amino acids)
Biological process (GO): transmembrane transport
Cellular component (GO): membrane
Molecular function (GO): myo-inositol:proton symporter activity
Source: RefSeq, a predicted model, not a curated record